AUAGGAUUUCAAAUUAAAAAGAAACAUUUUAAAGAAUUAACUUUAAAAAGAUCGUUUAUAAUUAGAAAUUGGAAAAUGACGCAUGCAACUAAUGGAUUGGAACAGCAGAUGUCGCAAAUGGACAUCAGUGCUGGAAGAGGUGGUGGACAAGCCCGUUUCAACUCAGCAGGCGGUUAUGUACCUCCACACAUGAGGAAUCAAGCCAUGGGAAGAGGAGGACCCCCUCAAGUCUUGCAUGGACCUCCACCAUCUUACGGAGGAGCUCCUAUGACUGGCCCAAAUGGAGAAGUUCGAUAUGGUCACUUGAUGCCUGGACCUCCACCAGGUUCGAUGCCCCCUGGUAGUUAUGGAGCCCCCCCUCAACGCGGUGGUUAUCAAAACGGUGUUAUGCGUGAUCGCAACGGGCCUCCCAACCGCUACAAUGACAGAGGACCAUACAGGCCACCACACCAACAGUACAUGGGUUAUGGUGGAGGUUACAACGACCGAGGACGUGGUGGUUACAAUGACCGUGGAUACAAUGACAGAAGAGGUUUCUGGGAUGGACAACAACAGCAACAACCACAAGUUGCCGAUAGAUGGGCAAGGUUGGACGAUGGCAUGAAUAGUGGAAGGUAUGGCCAGCCACGUGAAGGCGACGACAGGCUCGCAAAGAAAUGGGAUGAAAGACAAGGUGGAGGCGAUGCUUUCACGGAUACUGUAGAUUGGAGCAAACCACUUCCACGUGAUGAGAAUUUAGAGAGGAACUUGUUCUCUGGUUCAAACACUGGCAUCAACUUCGACAAAUACGAAGAUAUUCCUGUAGAAGCAACAGGAGAUGACGUCCCUGAACAUAUUGAAAAUUUCAAACAAGCUGAACUUGGAGAAAUUGUGGACGACAAUCUGGAAUCAUGCAAGUACACAGUACCCACACCUGUGCAGAAAUAUGCCAUUCCUAUCAUUCAAAGCAAACGUGACUUGAUGGCAUGUGCUCAAACUGGUUCUGGCAAAACAGCAGCAUUUUUGCUCCCAACGCUUUCUCAGUUGUACACAAAGGGACCAGGUGAAUCACUGAAAGCAACAACUUCACAUCAACGUGGACGACGAAAGCUUUUCCCACUUGCUCUUGUUCUCUCACCAACCAGAGAACUUGCAUCACAGAUUUAUGACGAGGCACGAAAGUUCGCUUAUCGCUCCCAUGUUCGACCAUGCGUGGUGUAUGGUGGUGCGGAUGUUGGAGCACAGAUGAGGGAUCUUGAUCGUGGAUGUCACAUCCUUGUCGCUACUCCUGGAAGACUUGUGGAUUUCAUCGAAAGAGGAAAAGUUGGUCUCUGCUAUAUCAGGUUUGUGAUUUUGGAUGAAGCAGACAGGAUGUUGGACAUGGGGUUCGAACCACAGAUCAGAAGAAUUGUUGAGCAGAGUGACAUGACACAUAAAGGCGAGCGUCAAACACUGAUGUUCAGCGCCACAUUCCCGAAGGAGAUUCAGAUCCUCGCUCGUGAUUUCCUUAACAACUACAUCUUCCUCGCUGUUGGAAGAGUUGGAUCCACCUCCACCAACAUCACACAGAAGGUCGUCUGGGUAGAUGAAGAGGAAAAGCAUAAAUUUCUUCUUGAUCUCGUCAAUGCCACAGAUUCAAAAUCACUGACUUUGAUUUUCACCGAAACAAAGAAAGGAGCCGAUGCUUUGGAUGAAUUUCUUUACACAAGGAAGUACAAAUCCACCAGUAUCCACGGUGACCGAACACAGCGUGAAAGAGAAGAAGCUUUGUUGGCUUUCAGGACAGGAGAAUAUCCCAUUCUUGUGGCAACUGCUGUUGCAGCUCGUGGUUUGGACAUCCCAAACGUGCGUCAUGUGAUCAACUUUGAUCUUCCAAGUGAUGUGGAUGAAUAUGUUCAUCGGAUCGGAAGAACUGGUCGUGUCGGCAACAUCGGUCUUGCCACUUCCUUUUUCAACAACAAGAACGUGAACAUUGUUAAAGAUCUAGUUGAUCUUUUAAUCGAGGCUUCACAAGAAGUCCCACCAUGGCUGGAAAACAUGGCCCUCACAUACCAGAAGGGAAAACCACGCAGCUCUGGCAAGCGAUUCUCCGCUGGCUUUGGCUCUCGGGAUUACCGACAACAGCAAAACCGUGGAGGCAGCAGAGGAGGAGGCAAUGCUGGAAGAGGAUCCCAGAUCCAGAACCGUGGUACCCAAGGUGGUGGUUGGGGAAUGCCAGCAUUCUACCGUGGUAACGAUUACGGUGGUUCGUUCGGCAACACUGGUGGAUCCGGUCCAGACUGGUUUGGUGGCAACUAAAAAUUUCUCAAAACCAGUAACGAUGUAAAUUUUCCUUUCUAAACAAAAAAUCCAUGACCACAUGUUAUGCGGCCAUGUAUUUUGUCUGUGCUAAAAUGGUAUUUAAAACAGAACUCUUUUUUUUUUGGUUUAUUCUUUUCAACCAGCUACAACACCCCUGUUACUACCUGUAUAUAUUUUCCCAACCAAUUUUUCCAGUAGCUGCUUUUCUGUACAGAAGCUUGCCAGGAGCUGCCUGCGUGGCAGUUUCCUUGUAUUGUACAUAGUUCUGACUCCGCUCCAGCUACUACUAAUAUCUCACGCCAUUCAGCUGUUCACCCUUCACAUAACUUAUUAGUGCUAGUCAUAGAACUUAUUUGCAAUUCUGGCCACACUUUUUCUGUGAACCACAUAUACACCACAUGACUGUGCCUUGGUUCCAGCGUGCUGCCCCGCGCGCUGCUGUGCGCAUUUCACACACUUUCCAAGCCACCGGCUAUACCCUCCCUAUUUUAUCCUCUGUAUAUAAUGUUUCUUCAUAUUGUCAAUACUAGGCAAAGUCUAUUUACAAGAGUUUCGUGCAGUGAAUGGCGAGAUUGUGCAGCGCUAGUCGCGCUUUUCUAUGUGAAUGGCGAGAUUGUGCAGCGCUAGUCGCGCUUUUCUAUGUGGGUGGUAGUAAUUUUCCACCCGUGCUAGAAAGGCUGUGUCUGAAUGCAAGUUUAGAAACUUGUCCUUUGCGUGAACUCGCAAUCAAAGUGCUGCUCCCAGAAUUGGAUUCAUACCCAAAACUGCUGCUGUUUUUGCCUCUGUGUUGCCUCUCCUUAAAAAGCACAGUGCGUAGUAGGAACUUCUAUAGUGUAGUGUGUGUUGCCAUAUGUGCGUUGCAAUUGAGCUGCCCUGCGCUAUGAUUGCGUGGGGCUGUCUAUUAUUUUACCUGCCACUGUGUCCAGUAUGUUAUGCCCUCACUGUUUCUUUUUAUUACGUUUUUUAAAGCAUGCACAGCACAACAAAAUAAUUUGUUGUGUUAUGUUCUAGAAAGAAUUACAUUUUUUGCGUUGAAAUGAAAUCGUUUCAACGAAAACCUUCAUUUUUUAUUUUUUUCAUUUUCUUGUAUAUUUUUCCAUCAGAGUAAGAGUUUGAAUUGACAAUGCAAUUACUGGGCAUGACAUACGAGCGCACACUGGUAUGUGACGUCUUUGGCAGCUGGCUUGCCGGUUUUUAUGCACACUACAUGUACAUUUUUAGGUUUUAAAAUUUUUCCUAGUCUCCUGUUAAGUUGUUUUCAUUUUACGAGGCGUAUAUGACAAUCGUGCGAGAAAAUUACCCAAAGGCACUCCUGUGCAAUGAACUUGAAGCUAUUUUCUUCAUUGCCAUUUUCCCUACGCACGUUACGCAUGACUUAAACAACUUGAAACCAUAUUUUAGAUUUUACACCACCAUUUCAAUCACUGUGCUUUUGUAACUUAGAAAAUUUGUGGAUACGGUCAGAGGCAAAUUGAUAUCGGCAGCAAAUUGUUUUUGAGCAGCUCACGGUAUUGUUUCACUGCACGAAUAAUGAACAUUGUCUAGUUUUUCGGCCUCUAUCCGAUUUCUUAUGAGAGGCAUUCCUAAUUUGCUCGCUGAGCAGUCAUGUGGUUCUAUUUUACCAAAAAGUGGUUUGCAUCUGUUCACUUGCGCUGUUUAAGUGGUCGCAUUAGAAAUAAACAGAUUACAUUCAUUGAA
This is a messenger RNA of Ciona intestinalis (vase tunicate), 3978 nucleotides long. NCBI's taxonomy places the organism in Eukaryota, Metazoa, Chordata, Ascidiacea, Phlebobranchia, Cionidae. The record is from RefSeq and is a predicted model, not a curated record.